AUGCGUGAAGCUUUCCCUUCGUCGCUAAAGCAAGAAUAUUUUCAACUUCCCCUAGCCUAUCUUACCGGACAUCAAGUGUCAACAAUUUGGAAAAGCAUCACAAGAUCAAUGAUGAUUUUUGAACGAAAUCGGAGUGUUUACCUUUUAACUGGAGUAAUUUUACAGAGACAUUCUAUCAUAACUUUGGCACAGAAAACUGUAAACAAUUUCAGUAAAAAUGUAAAAGUCUUACUAAGUUCCAUUUAUUUACCCAAAGCUUGUUGUUUUCAUGCCGACCUUUCAGGCAAAUUUUACUGCAUUUACUUCCAAUGGUCCUUGUAUUAUCGGAAAUUAUCAAGCCAUAGCUGUAUUACUUUAAUGCUAAAUUUUCAUGCAUGGCUAAAACGCAAGAGACAAAUAUUCAAUAACCAGGAUUUUGAAGAACGCACAAUGACAAAUAUGCAUGCCUUACUGACAUGUUACCCUAAACAUGUUUUGUCCAAUGUACCUGAUUAUUUAUGGAAACGGUUGACAGAGGAUCCAUCACGCGUACCUGGACGGAUCACUUGGCCCCAGCAUAAUUCAUUAACAUCAGCUGAAUUGUCGCGCCUAAAUAUAUGGACCAUUCUCUGA
Molecule: messenger RNA, 612 nt
Organism: Echinococcus granulosus
Lineage: Eukaryota; Metazoa; Platyhelminthes; Cestoda; Cyclophyllidea; Taeniidae
Exons: 5
Coding region: 1-612 (203 amino acids)
Source: RefSeq, a predicted model, not a curated record